CUCAGGUAAUCCGGAAGGAAGGAGCAACUUCAUCCCGGGAGGUGCUGGUGGCACAGGUACUGCCCGGUGCUUCUCCUCUCUGUGCAGCAGCUCAGUCUGGAGCCAGAGUGUAGAAGGUGUCAGAAGACCUCGGAUGCUACCAGGCCCUCCCCAUGGCAUCAGGGGUGCAGAGACUGAAUGAGGUCAUGGAGGGAAAAGUGCUUUGGAAACCACAAGCAGUUUUUCCAAGGGCAGCAAGGCCUCCCCUUUGGAGGAGAGACAGCCUGCCAUCCCUUGGGGAAGAGACCUUGCAGGAUGCAAGCCUUCAGAAUCUGGGAUGUUAACCAGAAGACCUUCUACCUAAGGAAUAACCAACUGGUUGCCGGAUACUUGCAAGGACCAAGUACUAAAUUAGAAGAAAAGUUAAACGUGGUGCCCAUUGAGUCUCAUGCCAUGUUCCUGGGGAUCCAUGGGGGGAAGCUCUGCCUGGCCUGUGUCAAGUCUGGUGAUGAGACUAGGCUCCAGCUGGAGGCAGUUAACAUCACUGACCUGAGCAAGAACAAGGAGCAAGAUAAGCGCUUCACGUUCAUCCGCUCAGACAGCGGCCCCACCACCAGCUUCGAGUCUGCUGCCUGCCCAGGCUGGUUCCUCUGCACAGCCCUGGAGGCCGACCGGCCCGUCAGCCUCACCAACACGCCCGAGGAGGCCAUGUUGGUCACCAAGUUCUACUUCCAGAUGGAACGUUAGUGUGUCUGUACCUCACUUCCCCCACUCCCAACGUCGAUGACUCCAGAGACACGUCUCCACCCUGCCCGACGUCUCCUGGCUGUUGUGGGGCUCUGAGGAGCAGCCUUGGUGGGGUGGACCCUCAGAAGGAUAUGCAAGAGCCCUGCAAACAGGACUCCAGCAGCUCCUCCUCAGCUAACCAACCUCCAUGCUGCCUCCACAGCGGUCUUUCUAAAGUGCAGCUUGAGCCACAGCACUGCUCCAAGCCUUUCAGUGCUGCCUGUGGCUUCCGGACAAAAGCCAGGCGCCUUGGCCAGCCUGGCCCUCUGCUCUCCUCUCGCCGACUCCUCACCCUCCUGCCUUGCCCCAGUGUCCAUGUCCCGGAUCCCUCCUGUCACUCGCUGGCCUGCCCAACCUUGUUUUGCAAGCUGUCUCGUGGGGGAAGCCUUUAGAGUCUGUGGCAAAACGGAAGAUAAGGAUUUCAUCUUUUUUUUUUCAAAGCCAGUUGCAUCCAAUUUGAAGGAGAGUCCUUUAUUUGGAGACUGUCCUUUCUGGAAAGGAGCAGGGGAGGGUGAAAGCAACUCUCCUUUUUCAUUUACCUGUCUUAUUUUUGUAACAACUCAACCUAAAAAAAUGAAAAGUCAGCGUAUUUUGUUGGUCCCCGCAAUUUUUCUUUCUGUAACAUUCCUGAAGUCUGGACUCCACUGACCAGGCCCCAGUACCGUCUCUACUCCAGACCUUUUACAGCUGCGGGCAGUGCUUUCCUCCCCCAUCCGACCCAUCAAAAGCUCCCAACCCCCAGGGCACAGCACAGGAGCAGCCCCCCUGGUGUUCUUUCCACGUCUCCUGGGAGGGAGGAAUUGCUCUUGGACCAUUUUAGCACUUCUGACAUUCUGAGACUUGUUUGAAAGAUGGUUGAGCCUCUGUCUGUCUCCUGCACCAGACUGUGAGCUCCUGAGAGCAGGGAGCAUGGCUUGUGUGUUUCAGGUCCCCGCGGGGGCCGAACACAUGACCUGGCCCUUAGCAGGUGCUCAGUGAAUGUGUGUUGUAUAUGUUAAGUGGAAAGUUUUCUACUCCCUGUGACUUAUGCUCUGUUUUACAAUAAAAUGUUGAAAAUUCA
Molecule: messenger RNA, 1825 nt
Organism: Acinonyx jubatus (cheetah)
Lineage: Eukaryota; Metazoa; Chordata; Mammalia; Carnivora; Felidae
Product: interleukin-1 receptor antagonist protein
Exons: 6
Coding region: 178-726 (182 amino acids)
Biological process (GO): negative regulation of interleukin-1-mediated signaling pathway; inflammatory response to antigenic stimulus
Molecular function (GO): interleukin-1 receptor binding; interleukin-1 receptor antagonist activity; cytokine activity
Source: RefSeq, a predicted model, not a curated record